AUGUGGCCAAAGGGGAAAAGUGGUUUUGGAAAAAGAGGGAAAGGAGGUGCAGCCUCAGGAAGUGACAGUGCUGACCAGAAGUCUCAGGACACCAAACCUAAAGGUGGUGGCAAUGCAGGAGAGAUCAGACAUAUGCUAUAUGGGAUGGAAAAAUGUGGAAUGAAUAAGCCCGUGUUUAUAAACCCACCAGUUAAGACAAAAUUUGAAUAUCAUAUUAUGGUUGAAGGGAGAAAAUAA
This is a messenger RNA of Rattus norvegicus (Norway rat), 237 nucleotides long. The record is from RefSeq and is a predicted model, not a curated record. NCBI's taxonomy places the organism in Eukaryota, Metazoa, Chordata, Mammalia, Rodentia, Muridae.